Molecule: messenger RNA, 1062 nt
Organism: Penicillium antarcticum
Lineage: Eukaryota; Fungi; Ascomycota; Eurotiomycetes; Eurotiales; Aspergillaceae
Exons: 1
Coding region: 1-1062 (353 amino acids)
Source: RefSeq, a predicted model, not a curated record
AUGCCCGAUAUGCAUGUCUUCAAUUCUCCAGCUAAGCUGGACUUGUCAAAUGCGCCGUCUCAGUACUUCCAGGUCCCAGCCACCUCCGCAUCCUCAUCACUGUACUCCCUCUCGGUGAGCCGCAAGCGCCCACGUCGCAACACAGAAAAGCUUGCAUCGCGUUUCGAAUCUCCAUCCGAGCUCGAGUCCCCUAUGGUCCAGUCGGAUUAUCGGGCCUUCAGCGGUGGACACGACUUCCACACCUCUGCAGAGCUGGACUACCGUCCAAACCGAUAUCGCGAAUCCUUCCUCCCACCAUCUCUCGAUGCAAGCACUGAGUCAAUAAACCCCGAGUCCAGCGGCACAAGUCGCAAGCGCAGCCGUCGUGACUCGGGUAUCGCAUCUCCAAACGCCGACGGCCCAGACUCGCCCUCAACAACUCCAGCUGGCUGGGGCCGGACGGUGAUCAAAGCCGUUGGCAAAGUCCUCGACCUCUGCUGGUCUGGAGCGUUCCGAGGAUUCUAUGCUGGUGGCGGGCAGGGCUAUGACAUGACAGCUGGGCUGCCAACAACCCUCGAAUCAAGCUGGCAGCCAUCGACCAGCCCAUCCACCGAAAAAGACUCCUACCACUCUAACAUAUUUGCAACCCCCGUCCCGGGCCAAUACCCCGACGACGACCUCGAUCGCAGCUGGGUCGUUGUUCCACCCAAGACCCACGAUCCUUUCGUGGGCAACAGCGACACUGCCAGCCCGUCGCUGCGCACUCGGCGGAUGUUCCAAGCUUCCAGUCCGCGCCGUCGACCAGCCGUCAUGCCCCGGCUCAAGAAGGUGGCCUAUGCCUCACCACAACCAAAAUCCCCAAUCAAGAGCCAGGCUCUUCCCUCACCCCGGACAAGGGACGCUCCUGCGUCUGCCGAGGUGCAGCGACAUGCAGCCAAGAUGCGCCGCAAGGAGCGAGAAGAGGACGCCAGUAUUCAACGUUUGAACAAACAGCUGCAAGAUAUGAUUCGGGAGGGCAAAGCAGCUCUCGGAACGACGGUGGAAGUAAAUGAUGUGGACAUGGAUUUCUCCGACUACGACUAA